Molecule: messenger RNA, 7821 nt
Organism: Penicillium riverlandense
Lineage: Eukaryota; Fungi; Ascomycota; Eurotiomycetes; Eurotiales; Aspergillaceae
Product: putative polyketide synthase
Exons: 9
Coding region: 1-7821 (2606 amino acids)
Biological process (GO): fatty acid biosynthetic process; secondary metabolite biosynthetic process
Molecular function (GO): oxidoreductase activity; fatty acid synthase activity; phosphopantetheine binding
Source: RefSeq, a predicted model, not a curated record
AUGACAGAGCCAGCACCUGCGGAGCAAGCCGGCAGUGAUGGGCUACCAAGAGUGUCUCACAACUCUGGCCUGCCGUACCCGCAUUGCGAUGAAUCCCCGUCAGAUGAGCUGGCUUGCCUGGCCUUGGUUAAGUCUAUGCCAAUUGCGAUCAUAGGAAUAGGGUUCCGGGGUCCAGGCGAAGCGACCAAUGUUGAAAAAUUAUCAGAAAUGAUUCUCACAGGUCGCGAAGCAUGGUCCCCAAUUCCGGGAGAAAGAUGGAACAACGCUGGAUUUUAUCACCCAGACCAUAGUUGGCAUGGGACGGUCAAUGUAGAAGGGGGUCACUUUAUACAAGAGGACGUAUCACUUUUUGAUGCGCCGUUCUUCAACAUGACGAGCGAUGAAGCAGCGGCCAUGGACCCCCAGCAAAGACUCCUUUUGGAGGUGACCUACGAAGGUCUGGAAAACGCUGGCAUUCCGAUACCCCAGAUUAUGGGGAGCAAAACUUCGUGCUUCGUUGGAUCUUUCUGUGCGGACUAUACAGAUAUUCUUCUCCGUGACCCUGAGUGCGUGCCUAUUUACCAAUGCACCAAUGCCGGCCAGUCCCGUGCGAUGACGGCGAAUCGGGUCUCAUAUUUCUUCGAUCUCAAGGGACCCAGCGUGACAGUCGAUACAGCGUGUUCUGGCAGUUUGGUUGCAUUACACUUGGCAUGCCAGAGCCUUUGUACCGGCGAUGCUUCCACAGCAAUAGCUGCCGGGGUCAACCUCGUUCUCAGUCACGAGUUCAUGUCGACUAUGAGCAUGAUGAAAUUUCUUUCACCAGACGGACGAUGCUAUACUUUCGAUGAAAGAGCCAAUGGAUACGCCAGAGGAGAAGCAGUUGGAUGUCUGAUUCUAAAGCCGCUAUCCCAAGCGUUACGAGAUGGGAACACGGUCCGGGCGGUGAUCCGAGGCACUGGCACAAACCAAGAUGGUCGAACUCCCGGAAUUACAUUACCCAGUGGUACUGCCCAGGAGACAUUGAUCCGCGAUGUCUAUGCACGCGCUGGGCUUAGUCCAACCGAUACGGAUUUUGUGGAGGCUCAUGGUACGGGAACCCAAGCCGGAGACCCCAUCGAAACUGGUGCAAUAUCCCGAGUCUUUGGACCAGAACGUGCAGAGAAUGAUCCGUUGCGAAUAGGUUCAGUCAAGACUAACGUUGGUCACCUUGAAGGUGCCAGUGGAGUGGCCGGGGUCAUUAAAGCAGUAUUGAUGUUGGAGAACCGCACAUUCUUUCCAAAUCGCAACUUCAAAAACGUGAAUCCACGCAUACCAUUGGAUGAUUGGAAAUUAAAGCCCUGGGAGACCACAAGACCACGUAGAGUUUCCGUCAACAGUUUCGGAUACGGAGGAAGUAAUGCUCAUGCCAUUAUUGAAGAUGCACAGGGAUACCUCAUGGCUCAUGGAAUACAAAAAGGACUGCAGAAGCGACGCAAAUCCCCACAUGAGAUGCAAGGAAGGCAUCGGCAGACGGAGAUGGAGCCGCUGCAAACGAACGAUGCGCGCACCCCACCUACUCGGAAGCGAGUAUUUAUGUUAUCUGGGUUUGACGAGCGAUCAUGCCUCGAACAAUCCCAGAGGCUGCGCAAAUACUUGCUUGAAAAGCAGCGAAUAGGUGAACAUGACUUCCUACUUGACCUGUCGUUCACGCUCAACGAGCGUCGCUCGAGGUUCAUGUGGAAAACUGCAGUUGUUGGCGACUCAGUUACUAGCCUUGCAGAUGCAAUUUCUGCAAGCACAAAACCCAAAAAUUCCAUUCGAACACCUACAAUUGGCUUCGUAUUCACAGGCCAAGGUGCCCAAUGGGCCGGCAUGGGAAAAGAAUUGCUGGAUGCGUAUCCUGUAUUCCAGGAAUCUAUAGCAAAGAUUGAUGUAUAUCUCCGCCACAUCGGAGCACCAUUCACUGCUCGAGAGGAGAUCAUGAAACAGCCAGAGGAAUCCGAGUUGAAUCAUCCCCUACUUAGCCAAACAAUAUGCACCGCGUUGCAAAUAGCACUGGUCGACCUUUUGAAUGAUUGGAAGAUAUUCCCCGAUUCAGUGACGGGGCAUUCGAGUGGAGAAAUUGCUGCUGCAUACGCAGCGGGUGCUCUCAGCAUAGAAGAUGCUAUGGCUGUGGCCUACUACCGCGGCCUUUCUGCAAUCCAAGUUUCAAUUGAACAUGAAGCAAAGGGCGCAAUGAUGGCGAUUGGAAUGGUCCCAACCAACGUUCAGCCUUAUCUUGACCGUCUCAUCUCGGGUAAAGUAGUAGUUGCGUGCGUCAAUAGCCCAUCAAGUAUUACGGUAUCCGGUGAUGUCGCUGGAAUCGAUGAACUGCAGCAGAAUUUACACGACAAGCAAGUAUUCACUCGAAAGCUUGCUGUGGAUGUUGCAUAUCACUCUCAUCAUAUGGAGCUUGUCGCCAAGGACUAUCUCCAGUUGAUUUCCGGGAUCACGCCACUUACCCAGACUUCAAUUCCACACCAUGGUGCUCGAGCUCGGCUACCAGCCUUCUUUUCCUCAGUUACUAGCAAAGAAGCUAAGAACGAGGACCUUGGUCCACAAUAUUGGGUAUCAAAUUUACUUAGGCAGGUUUCUUUUGCUGAAUCGGUUAAAACCCUUUGUUUUGAGACAAACAUCAAAAGAAAGGAAAUAGGAACUCCGGCCAACAAACGCACGAGACGAGCUGGUGCAGCGCAAAAAGUCAAUGUGGAUUGUCUUUUGGAAAUUGGUCCACACUCAGCACUCUCUGGACCUAUUACGCAGAUCCUCCAAGCAGAUCCAAAACUCAAUGCAGGGCAAAUAACUUAUGCCAGUAUCCUGACUCGAAAAAUCCACGCUGUCACAACAGCGCUGAAAACGGCGGCAUUGCUCGUCUCUCUCAGUUACCCAGUUGAUUUUGACGCUAUCAAUUCUCCGGUAGGAAAUACUUAUACCAGAAAGCCACAGUUGUUAAUCGACCUCCCCCCAUAUGCCUGGAAUCAUACACGAUCAUACUGGGCAGAGCCGCGACUGAGUAAAACGUUUCGAAAUCGCAUGCACCCUCGAACUGAUUUACUCGGUGUUCGCGAUAACAUGGCCUGUCCUUUCGAGCCUAGAUGGCGGAAAUAUCUUCGACUAUCAGAAUUGCCGUGGCUUGCUGAUCACAAAAUUCAGUCGAAUAUUGUGUAUCCGGCAGCCGGUUACAUAGCCAUGGCCAUUGAGGCAUCCCUUCAGCUUGCAAAAAACCAAAAUAUUGUUGGUGUUGUUAUAAAAGACAUAUCGAUAGAGUUUGCUCUGGUAGUAAGCGAGACAGCUCCGGUCGAAAUAAUGCUGUCGCUUCGAGAAAUUGAGCAGACCACAAGUGACGAAUUCGACCAGUUGCAUAACUUCUGUAUCUACUCCGUUACAGAAGAUAACAAAUGGACUCUGCACUGCACAGGCGUUGUUGGAGUGCAGAGCAGUGAAAAUAGUGAUGUGAUGCUUCUGGCAAGCGAGGAAAUGAUAGAGCAGGAGAUCGAUGGCUUUGUUUCAAUACCGUCUGAGACAGAAAUUCACGGCAUAUCAGUGGUAGACACCAACAAGCUUUAUGAUCAGCUCCGCACUGUUGGUUUGGAAUAUGGACCUUGCUUCUCCAAUCUGACAGAGGCUCACGCGACCCACGAUGGGACUUGUUUCGGCGAAGUCACUGUUCCAGAAACCGGGACCUUGAUGCCGAUGGCAUUUCAGUACCCAUUCUUGAUUCAUCCUUGUACUCUCGACAGUGUUUUUCACACGAUAUUUGCGGCUCUACCAGUCUACAUGGGAUUAGAGCAGGGUCCGGUAAUCCCAGUUAGAAUUGACGAGAUGCGACUAUCUUCCGGAAUCACUUGCCUACCGGGGGAUGUUCUCAGCGUUUGCACUCAUGUUGUUCCAGGACCCCAGGGAGAUGUUCUUGCAUCCAUUGCGAUAGUGGAUCAAAACGCCGGGCAUCAGUGUUCUGAUGGAAGUAUUCUAAUUCACGGACUGCGAUGCACGCGCCUUGAUCACGGUUCAAGUGAACGAUACACAGACUCUUCUACAGGUAUUGCCUACAACAUUGAGUGGAAGCCAGACCCCGAGUUCCUUUUCUACAUGAAGGAAUCAGAACUUCCCCACCAAGCUCAAGGAUCGAGAACUAUAGAUAUGCCACCGUUUGAAGUGCUCGAAAUUUGUGCCGUGGACUGUCUAAGGACAGCUAUUGAUGGAGUUGAUGGGGAUGAGAUGAAGAAGAUUGAUAAUAUCGACCGAAAUUACCUUUCUUAUCUCAAAAAGACGCUUCGAUUGUAUGAUGCAAAUUACCGUGAGGCAACCAUCCCAAGGUCCGUCGAUAUUGAGUGCAUAAGAACAUCUGGACCUCUUGGAGAAAUGCUAUGCAUGCUUGGCGACCUGCUUGCUUCAGGCAUCCAACGGCAUGCCCCAAAGCUAUGUUCGAUCCAGAAAGCUCAGCUCUGGGAUAUCUUCUCAGAAAUCCCAUCAUACCAGCAAACGUUCGCGAUGGCUUCUGGAUAUCUAGAUUUGAUCGCAAACAAGACACCGGAAAUCACGAUUCUUGAGAUAGGUGCCGGAAUGGGCCAAACAACGAAGCUAUUCUUACAAGGGAUUCUCGACAAAUGGGGAAUGCCUCGCUGUUUAGAAUAUACCUUUACUCAUCCAGACAAAUCUGUCGUCGAGAAGGCGACCAAACAGCUAGAAUCUUGGUUAGAUUGGGUAUCCUGCAAGCAACUGGAUGUGGAACAUGAUCUCGCCGAACAAGGCUUUUCAAAUUCUCGGUACGAUAUUAUUAUUAUACCGCAUGGGUUAUACGGCAUUUCAUCUACUCACCAAGUUCUGACUACGAUUGAACAUCUUCUCAUGCCGUCCGGCUAUCUGAUGUACAUUGAUCUACUUCAGAAAAGACAUAACCCGAUAGAAGAUCUUAUAUUCGGUGCUCUAUACAACUACCAGCUGGGUGAUGUGCAGGAAGGUGGCAGCAGUGAGUCGGACCAAGUUCAAUGGUCCGAAAAAUUCGAUGAACUAUCGCUUUCAACCUCUAAUCUUGACGAUGAUGUUAACGUCUCUGGUGCGGGAACCUUGACAAUUUGCAAACAUAAGAUAACUGCAUUAAAAAAAGAGACAGGUGUUCUUGUUAUCUGCGAACAGGGGUAUUGUGAGAUUGACUUAGGGUCAUUACAAAAGCAGUUAAUGACGCUGUUUAUCGAAGUGUCAAUGACUGACAUCACUCACGCCCAGCCAACAAACCGUAUCUGUAUAGUUCUCAGCAGCUUGCACGUACCAUUACUAUCACAUUGCGAUGAACAGACAUUUAAACAAAUCAAGGAUAUCUUCCUCUGCAGCGCAGCUGUACUUUGGGUGACUCGCGGAGGCACAAUGAAGUCUACGAACCCAGAAGCCGCCUUGGCGACUGGCUUUGCACGAACGGCACGUUCGGAAUCCGGCGUGAGCAAGAUAAUUACCCUUGACCUCGACGGUCAAAACCCUCUCUCCGGUGCUCGUACAGCAGAAUUAAUAUAUGACGUGAUCAACUGCCGGUUUCUACAACCAAACAUUGCCGAUAAUGAUAUGGAAUAUGCGGAGCGCGAGGGAAAAUUAUUCAUUCCCAGGAUUGUCGAGAACGCCGUGGUUAAUGGGACAAUAUACGCAAUUCAGGAGACAGACACUGUGAUUGAACAGCCAUUCCGACAGCGGGACCUCCCUCUCCGCGCGCCACGACUGACCGCAGGAACUCUCUCGGCUCCUUAUUUUCUGCCUGACCGGACUACGACCGAGAUUCCUGUCGGAUAUGUUGGGGUGGAGGUGCAUUCCUUUGGGCUUAGUGAGAGAGACAUCCAAGACCUUUAUCAAACAAUGGAGGCGGAAAGUACACUCGGUCUAGAAUGCAGUGGAACAGUUUAUGCUCUCGGUGCUGGAGUACAUGGCUUCUCGGUUGGAGACCGAGUCGCUUGCUUUGGAGUUGGGACUGCAAGAAGCUUCUAUCACGAUCGAGCAUCGGCAUUUCAGAAAAUGGAUGAUGAGAUGCCGUUCGAAUUUGCCGCAGCCUUGCCCGUGGGGUACUGUACGGCUUACUACGCUGUGCAUUGCUUGUCCCAAAUCAAAUGUAACGAUGCAGUUCUCAUUCUCGAUGCCGCCAGCUGGUUUGGACAGGCGAUCGUUGACAUGUGCUGCGUACGGGGUGCACAGGUGUUUGCAACUGUUACCACCGCAGCACAAAGAACGUUCCUGACAUCGAGAUUUGAUAUCCCAUCAAAUCAAAUUUUUGACGCUUCGGAACACUUUAUCAGCAGUAUUUUGAGAUUAAAUGGAGGCAAGAAGGCGGAAAUCGCAAUUAACUGUGGUUAUAGUAAUGACCAAAGUCUCCGACUUGCUUUGAACUGUGUGGCCUCAUUUGGACAAUUUAUCCAGAUUCGGAGUCAAACGUCCACCACGAACUGCAGAUUAGAAAUACCCUCUUGUCCAAAGAACAUCUCUUACUCAACUUUCAAUCUUUUCGAGCUCCGACGAGACAGAAGCGAUCUAGCCGACCAGAUAUGGUCCAAGGUCUUUCAGCUUUUCCGCACUGGAAGGCUUCGCGGCCCUUCAUCUAUAACGACGUAUAAUGUGGCCAAGAUUGAGGAUGCUUUGAGAUCAAUUCCUCUCGAAAGGCAUGUUGUUGUGGUUUCUGGGCCAGAGGAUACUGUUAAGACCAAACUUCCAAUGGUCCCACAGAUUUUAUUCCAUACAGAAGCUUCCUACCUCCUCGUAGGCGGACUUGGAGGUAUAGGUCGGGCAGUGGCUCUUUGGAUGGCAGAACGCGGAGCAAGGAACUUGGUAUUUGUGAGCCGAAGCGGACUGUCCAAUGAAUCCUCCCAUCAAACGGUCCAAGAACUUGAACAGAAAGGUGUUCGGGUCACAGUACAAACCUGUGAUGUUUCAAAUGAGGAAGAUACCCAACGAACGAUACUCGAAAUUUCCCAGCGUGUCCCCCCCUUCAGAGGACUUAUCCAAGCUGCCAUGGUAUUGAAGGACGCUCAUAUUGACAAUAUGACCUUGGAGGACUACCAUACUGUUCUACAACCCAAACUUGCGGGAACAUGGAAUCUACAUCGCAAUCUACCCCGAAACCUCGACUUUUUCGUUAUGCUAUCUUCAAUCAGUGGGGUGAUCGGCAAUGCCACACAGGCCGCCUAUGCAGCCGGAUCAGCAUUUAUGGACUCACUAGCAGCAUACCGGAACACACUCGGUCUUCAUGCUGUAUCAUUGGAUCUUGGAACAGUCACAGACGUCGGCUAUCUUGCCGAGAACCGGGAUCUAGCAGAGAAAAUGGCGAGGCAAGGUUUCCAGGGGACGGAUACAUCUACCGUAAUGUCUCUCAUAGAAGCUGCCAUUUUACAGCCACGGGAUGGAAGUGGUGUCUCGCAGAUAGUGACCGGGCUAGGACAGUGGAGGGAAGGCGAGUCGCUUGGAAAUUUCGACGCGCCGCUGUUUUCUCAUUUCCGUCACCGUUUCCGCAUGCAAUCAGACAUAGGGAUACCCGACACUUCCAUUAUAACUCUGCGCGAUGGACUAAAAACUUCGAAGACUUUGGAUGAAGCUACGGGGUUGAUUUGUGAAAUGCUCAUCGAGAGGAUUGCUGCUCAUCUCACGAUAGCGGUGGAGAGUGUCAACCCUGCCAACGGCGUUUCGGAGUACGGAGUCGACUCCCAUGUCGCGAUCGAACUGCGCAACUGGAUAUCAAAGACUAUGGAUAGCACUAUACCCAUCCUGGAGAUCCUGGCAAGUGGUACAUUGCUGGAGUUGGCGGGAAAGAUUGCCAGCAAGUCUCAGCUUGUUAGUAUCAACGCCGAUGAAUAG